Cyclopterus lumpus (lumpfish) is the source of this 1218-nucleotide messenger RNA. RefSeq lists its product as uncharacterized. Gene Ontology annotation, biological process: gonad development. The record is from RefSeq and is a predicted model, not a curated record. The coding region runs from base 1 to 1218 and encodes 405 amino acids. The transcript is spliced from 6 exons. NCBI's taxonomy places the organism in Eukaryota, Metazoa, Chordata, Actinopteri, Perciformes, Cyclopteridae. Gene Ontology annotation, molecular function: growth factor activity.
AUGUUGUGUUUGGAUUUCUUCUACUGUGGAGCGUUGAUGCUCUGCUGCACCAGCCCAUGUGGGGCCUUGCUGAUCCCCGCCCACAAACCCACAGUGACAGAGCACACCUUCCCAUCAACAGAGACCUCAUCAGCCUCCACAGUUCCUCAUCACGGCCCUCACAAUGCAGCUUGCUUUGUGGAUGAUAUUUUCGCGGUGUUGCGUGACGUGGUUGGGAGUGACGGCGAACUCACAAAUGGCAGUUUGUCUCAGUUUGGGAUCUGCACUGCGUCCGGCAGCUCUUCAGGCUCAAUCUUGUUAGAGCUCGCAAAGGAAACGAGCGGAAACCAGAGACACGGAUUGGAGGCGCUGCACCCAACUGGAGUGCUCCUCGCAGAAGAAGGCGAAAGAGGAACGCACAUAUUGACCUUUGACCUCCCACCGUUUACUUUACUCAAGCUGAGCCCUGCGCUGCUCCUGGCAUUUAAAAGGCCCCCCACUGGAGGAAUCCUGGACGUCACUUUCACCAGCCAGUCACUGCAUCCUCACACACAGACUGUGUGCAUCUUGGGAGAAACGCGGUACAUACUGCUGACGGGAAAAGCACAAGAGGGCAACGUUCACCUGAAAUGGAGGAUUUCUGUUGAGAUGAAAUCCCCCGAUAUGAGCCAAAGCCUCAAAGAUAUCCUUAUUGGUGGAAAAUCAGGAAGUAACAUCAGCAUGGUUCCACUUCUGCUUUUCAUUUGGGAGAGAGGAACUGAUACAAGAUAUCAUCAUAGUUCAUCCUUGAUCUCUUCCCAUACCUCCUUUCUCUGUGAGCUGAAGCGGUUCAUGGGUGACGUCCUGCGUCAGGACCCCCGUGAGUCCUCUUCGCUCCUGCAGGACUCCUUGCACUCCCUGCCUCCCCUGACGUUGGGCUUAUCCUCCAGUGACGCUCUGCUGGCGGGACUAAUCAACUCCUCCUCCAUCACCAUCUUCUCGUUCAGUAGCUGGAGCUCCGUGUUUCAGUUGCACCGCGGAGAAUUGGCCCUUUCUCCUGCACUGCUGGAGGAGCUCAAGCAGAGGUUGGAGCAGACCGUGGGGAAGAUAAUGAAGGUCAUACGGGAGGAGAAAGUGGGACAGAGGGCCAACAAGAGUCUGGGAAGGCUCAAGGACCUCAGUGCGUUCCCGUUGAAAGAACCGGCAGCAGGUGAUGUGUCCAAGAAAACUUCUAAAAGCAGUUGUUCCCAAACUAAUUAA